GUUUUAACCUAGUGUUCUUCGAAUUCGCACACCCAAACACAUACAAUAAAAUUAUGCAACUUGCAAUAAUAGGUGGUACCGGUAUGACCGGUCAAUGUGUUGUUGAUUAUGCAGUUGAAAAGGGUUUCCAAGUACGAGUUCUUUACCGCACAGAAGCUACUGUACCAGAACGUUUCAAGAAAUCGGAUAAAAUUAAAUUGAUACAGGGCAAUGUUUUGAAUUUUGAGGAUUGUGAAAAAGUUGUUGAUGGCGUCGAUGGUGUUUGCAUUAUUUUGGGUACUCGCAACAAAUUGGAAGCUACCACUGAAAUGUCCACCGGAACUGCUAAUCUUAUUAAGGCAAUGAAAUCGAAAAAUGUCAAACGUUUCUCCAUUGUCAUGUCUUCGUUUUUAUUCCGUCCCGUCGCAGAAGUUCCGGCCAUGUUUCAUCGUUUGAACGAUGAACACAAACGUAUGUUGGAACUAACAAAAUCUUCCGAUUUGGAUUAUAUUGCUGUGCUGCCACCACAUAUUGCUGACGAACCAUCUAGUGCAUACACCGUCUUACACGAUGAGGCUCCGGGACGUUUAGUUUCUAAAUUUGAUUUGGCUAAAUUUAUUGUAGAUUCAUUGGAACAGCCGGAACAUUAUCAGCAAGUAUGUGGCAUAGCCAAAAAGCUUGAUGAAUAAGUCAGAAA
Molecule: messenger RNA, 676 nt
Organism: Musca vetustissima
Lineage: Eukaryota; Metazoa; Arthropoda; Insecta; Diptera; Muscidae
Product: flavin reductase (NADPH)
Exons: 2
Coding region: 54-668 (204 amino acids)
Source: RefSeq, a predicted model, not a curated record